Molecule: messenger RNA, 1128 nt
Organism: Eucalyptus grandis
Lineage: Eukaryota; Viridiplantae; Streptophyta; Magnoliopsida; Myrtales; Myrtaceae
Product: putative pre-16S rRNA nuclease
Exons: 7
Coding region: 368-883 (171 amino acids)
Biological process (GO): rRNA 5'-end processing
Source: RefSeq, a predicted model, not a curated record
CGGGCCAGGACGGUUAAACCGGCCCAACCUUGAGUCGGCGAGCAGAGGAGCAUUGAGACGGACGGUUACGAGGAACGUUCACCGCCUCCACCCGGUUUCGGUGAGACGGUCCGCUCGUGCAAUUUGUCUCUGUGUUCGUGAAAUCGAAACCGGCCGAAAGAACAACGAAAGAGUGAAACGAAGGAAGUCGCGAAGUUGCCGAGGAGGCGAUGGGGGCCAACAAGUGUGAAGAAGCUUAGCACAAAUUUGACCAGAGAAUCGCCCGCCUUCAUUGACUGAAUCCCGAGCUUGCCGUUGGGGAAGGGCGAGGAAGAGCAGGUGACAUCUGGGUGUCGUCCGGGCGGUACCAUAAGUGGACGAAGUGACGAUGAGGUACGUGAAACCUUUGAGCUUGUUCCAAGACGUAUUGAUGGCUCAUACGAAGAAAAAAGGCCGCUUGCUAGGCUUGGAUGUUGGCGAUAAGUAUGUUGGACUUGCUGUCUCGGAUUCAAGCAACAAGGUCGCGUCACCCCUGAGUGUUCUGCUUAGGAAGAAGACAAAUAUUGACUUGAUGGCGACUGAUCUUCAGAGUCUGGUCUCUGAAUUCUCGCUACUUGGAUUUGUGGUUGGCGUCCCUCUUGACCGGUUUCGUAGUCCCAAUCGUGAUGCUGUGCAAAUGAAGGUUUUUAUUGACGAGCUUUCUAAAACAGGAAAACUUGAAGGUGUUUGUUAUACGUAUUGGGAAGAAACCUUUACAUCAAAGAACGUGGAAUUGUUGUUACAACCUUUGACGUUGCAUUCGGUAGUAGCGAAGACAAUAAUGGACAAGUUUGCUGCUAUGGGGAUACUCCAGGGAUAUUUGGAUUAUGCCAACAAGAAGCAGAGAUCAGAGUCUUCUGAAUAGGACAUAUGCGAGGACUGUGGGGGCCUUUCUCAUUCUCAGAGCAUAGCUUGCAUGUAAACUGCAAAUUGCGAUGGUAGAAACGCAGUGCCAUUACCACCUGCUGCUAAAGCACCAUAAAGAGUUUAAGAGGGAUAAGUAGAUAUUUAACGAGUUUUGGCAAUUUUUGUUUUCUAUGUUUAGAGGAAAAGCACAGGAGGGUGUCAAAAGACUCUGUAACCAGUGAAAUGUAGUUUGGUUGCUCUCUC